This is a messenger RNA of Salvia hispanica, 2066 nucleotides long. RefSeq names its product CDT1-like protein a, chloroplastic. The record is from RefSeq and is a predicted model, not a curated record. Gene Ontology annotation, biological process: DNA replication preinitiation complex assembly; mitotic cell cycle; DNA replication checkpoint signaling. Gene Ontology annotation, cellular component: nucleus. Gene Ontology annotation, molecular function: DNA polymerase binding; DNA binding. Lineage: Eukaryota; Viridiplantae; Streptophyta; Magnoliopsida; Lamiales; Lamiaceae.
CUCCACCGUGUGUAAUUGAGCAGCCAUGGAUGCCAGUCAACAAUCUCCGAUGCGUUCCUUUAAAUCGAAAAAGCUUCUGAGUUCGCCGGCGCCGUCGGAUCGGAAGGUCUCUGACCCGCUCAGCGUGCAGACCCCCGGGAAGCCGGCGUCCCAGCCGCGGAGGCAGCGCAACCACACCGUCGCUCUGUCGAUUUCGGAUAUCAGGAAAGCAGCGAUGAAGCUCCGGGAAAGGAGAUCCGAUCCGCCUCCGAGAACCGACGAGAUUUCAAUUUCAGAGGAAAUGGAGAUUGCAAAGGUGAAGAAGCCGGCUUCAGCUGAGAUAGAGCUUCCCCCAAAAUACGAGUUGUUGGAAAAAUUCUUCAACAGCUUGGAUUCUUCAAUCAGGUUGCUCAAGUUGAAGGGAUCUGCAACAACAUUCAGCAAUAUAAGCCCCCAAAUAGGAACUUUGACCGACCGGAGAUUUACAUACAGUCAUUUAGCUCAACUGAAGUUCAUCUUGCCUGAGGCCAUUGUGUUGGAAAAAACCCUUCAACACGAUGAGCGUACAUGCUGUAUGAAACCUGAUCUCCGCAUCACAUUGGAUGUUGAAGCAAUCAAGACCAAAGGAAAAUCGAAAUCUGGAAAUUUACAGCUGCGAAAAGUAUUCCACAGCCGGCUUCUGGAUUUCAUCAAAUCACAUCCAGAGGGCGAUGAAGUUCCAGAGGAAGUGCUACCGGAGCCAUUUAAUCGACCGAAGGAGGGUCUAAGUACAAAUUCAGCUCAAACUUCUGGCACAUCUUUGACUGGUCAGAGUCAGGGUGUGGCAUUCUCAGGAUCAUCAGUUAAAGCCUCACUUCUGCCUCCAUCAUUUAAAAGGAGUUUUUCAAUGCGGAAUUCUGGUCAUCAAGUGGAAAAGUUACGGAAAGAACUGUCUUCAUUUACUGUUGCUGCUCUUCCGUCUGUUAAUUCUGAAGAUAAAUCUGCUGGAUGUAGCUCUCACCAAGAUAUUAGUGAAGAUGAAUCUGCUGGAGGUAGCUCCCACAAAGAUAUCAGUGCAAUUGGCAGAGUUUCAGUUGUGGAAACAUGCUUUUCAUAUGAAGAUUCUUCAAAUAAAACAUUGUCUACUUUACCUGAAACCCCGGUGAAAUGCAUCAAUUCUGUAAAGGAGGAUGAGAUGGCUUCAGUACUUAAAACGCCAGUGGGCAUGACAUCGACUCCAAAGAGUGCUACGCCUGCGCCUCAGCCGACUAAAAGAUGCUACAUGAGUCCGGAGAAUGAUUCAUACAGACCACCAAGCAAACUUGUUAGACGGCAGCCCCCAAAGAGACCUCUGAUGUUUGAUACUCCGGAGAAGAGUGUGAAGAAUGAUGGUAAUGAGGAUGUCCGGAGAGGGAGCUCAGCAGCUCGUGGUGACAUCUUCGACAUUCUCCCAGAGUCUGUUAUACAAUCUAUUCAAGAAAAGGAGAGAUUGACAGCAAUGGAGCAGGAGCCAGCAAUCUCUCAAGCAAUGAGGCGCCGGAAAAUGAUCGCUGGCCUUCCGAAGCUCUUUGACAAGAUUUAUUUCUUCUUCCAAUCAAUCAGACGCUCAGUAGUCACAAAAGAGGAGCUGAUUCAGACACUCAUAAGCCAGCUAGAUAUUGUGGAAAAAAAGGAGGUGGAAGAGCAGCUCAGAUUGCUGCAAGAACUAGCUCCGGAGUGGAUUUACGAGAAGCUUGCAGUGAGUGGUGAUCUCCUCUUCUGUGUCAAGAAGAUUUCGAGCCCAGAAGCCAUGCGUACGAGGCUGUCCGAGGCGAUAUGAACGGAUUAAGAAACUAUGUAAAGGGCAUUGUGAUAACUAACAGUGAUUGUUCUUCAAUCAUCCAUUAGUUCAUUCUUUUGCCACUGAAGAACUGACAGAAUUUGCUCACCUCUGAGCUUGAGCCAGAAUUAAACUGCUGUAAUUUAGUGUUGGGAUAUGAAUUACAACAACAUAGAAAGUGAAUUUUUCCCAUUUUGAUUUUAUGUGUAGCAGUUUCCAAACUGCAGCUGUAACUCUAACAUUUGAUCAUUUGGAGAAUAAUGCAAAAUAUUUUCAUUUUCAUGAUUAA